Brettanomyces bruxellensis is the source of this 1263-nucleotide messenger RNA. RefSeq lists its product as uncharacterized. Bases 1 to 1263 code for a protein of 420 amino acids. Gene Ontology annotation, cellular component: alpha DNA polymerase:primase complex. Lineage: Eukaryota; Fungi; Ascomycota; Pichiomycetes; Pichiales; Pichiaceae. Gene Ontology annotation, biological process: DNA replication, synthesis of primer. The record is from RefSeq and is a predicted model, not a curated record. The transcript has 2 exons.
AUGGUGGAGUCGGAUUCAGGAAGCAGUUCGGCAAGUGAAAAUGUCAAUAAAAAAGUUAAGCAGGAAGUGAAAUGCGGGGCCCAAACCACUGCAAAGCCUUACAAACCAUCGAGUGCGGAUUUUUCAAACUACUACGAGUAUUUCAUGCCAUACAAGUCGAUAUUUCUGUGGCUCAACCACUCGCAGGCACCCCAAGAUGAUUUCACAAAGCGUGAGUUUGCGUUUGAGUACAAGUCAGGAGCAUAUCAGAGAUACAACUCAGAUACUGUCGUGAAAGCUAAACCGGUGAGAUUUGAGGUAGGUGCAGUUUAUCCAGUGGCACCAAAGCUUCAUAAAACCGUGAGCAAGAGUAUAAUGAAGCCACAGAUGAAGGAAUUUGUGCUCGAUAUCGAUCUUACCGAUUACGAUGACAUCCGUACAUGCUGUUCUGGAACCAAGAUAUGCCCCAAAUGCUGGAAAUUUAUAACUCUGGCGAUUAAAAUUGUUGAUUCGGCACUCAGGGAAGACUUCGGCUUCAAAAAGUUGAUCUGGGUGUUUUCUGGAAGAAGAGGUGUCCAUUGCUGGAUUAGUGACUACCGUGUUAGAGUUUUAGACGAGUCUAGAAGGAGGGCCAUAGUUGAGUAUUUGGAUGUUCUAAACGUGAAGUCAAAGAAUAAGGCUGGUAUCUCACUCAGGAAGCCGUACCAUCCGCAUUUGGAAAGGUCAUUCAACAUAUUACGAGACAACUUUGUGGAUGUGGUGAUCCGAGAACAGGAUCCAUGGAGAUUUGAGGAUCGAUAUAAGGAGCUGGCAAGAAACAUUCCAGAUUAUCGGUUGAGUUCAGCACUCUUAAAGCAUUGGAAAGAGGAUCCAAGCAGCUCUAGUGCCACCAAAUGGAGAGACGUCGAUCGACUCUACGAUGAGAUGAAAGUCAAGUCGUUCAACUUGCAGGAUUGGAAGCGUGAGAUGAUUUUUAAGACCAUGUAUCCAAGAUUGGAUGUAGAGGUGUCCAGGCAGAUGAUUCACUUGUUGAAAUCUCCUUUCUGCAUACAUCCGGGAACUGGAAAUGUCUGUGUGCCGUUUGAUCCGACGGAAAAGGAGUUCAAUCCGUUUACAGAUGCCCCAAACCUCUCGCAAAUAUUUAAUGAGGACGAAACUGAUUGGGCCAAGACUUCACUCAAAGGACCAAUAGACUUUUUCAAUAGGUAUGUGAAUCAACUUGUUAAGGAUGAGACAAAGGAGAAACGGGAAAGGGAGGCGGAGAAAACGGAGCUUGAAUUUUAG